GAUUCUGUGUAACACAUGGCGUCACUGAUCAUCCGCAGCAUGGAGUGGUGGUCCUUCGAGGUCCUGGUGCUGCUCUCCGGCCUUCUCCCCAACCCCAAGCUCGAGACGGCCGUGCUGUCCAUCUGCCUGAACACUAACGGCUUCGCGUUCAUGGUGCCGCUCGGACUUGGUGGUGCCAUAAGCACGCGCGUGUCGAACGAGCUCGGCGCGGGCCGGCCGGAGGCGGCCCGGCUGGCAACCCGGGUGGUGGUGCUGCUGGCGCUGGCGGUGGGCGCGUCGGAAGGGCUCGCCAUGGUGCUGGUGCGCAACCUCUGGGGCUACGCCUACAGCAGCGAGGAGGAGGUGGUCCGGCACACCGCCCGGAUGAUGCCCAUCCUCGCCGUCUCCAUCGUCUUCGACGGCCUGCAGUGCGUGCUCUCAGGUGUUGUCAGGGGCUGCGGCCGCCAGAAGGCCGGCGCGUUCAUCAACCUUGCCGCAUACUACCUCGCCGGCAUCCCCUCGGCGUUCGUGUUCGCCUUUGUUUGGCAUCUAGGAGGAAUGGGACUCUGGUUCGGGAUCAUGUGCGGGCUUGUAGUGCAGAUGCUCCUGCUGCUCUCUAUCACAUUGUUCACCAAUUGGAACAAGGAGGCCUCGAAGGCGAAGGACAGAGUUUUCAGUUCUGCUCUUCCUGUGGACAUGGCAACAGGAUGAGGUGGUCUAGUGUAGAACAGACAAAAGAGGGGGAGGGGAUGGGGGCGGUUUUGAUGGGAAUAACGCUCAAGUGGCAUCGAGCCAAUUGGCCUUAUGUUAAUGCCCACGCUGUUCAAUAAAACAUUGAGGCACGCAA
Messenger RNA from Panicum virgatum (switchgrass), 826 nucleotides. RefSeq names its product protein DETOXIFICATION 16-like. Gene Ontology annotation, molecular function: xenobiotic transmembrane transporter activity; antiporter activity. The coding region runs from base 16 to 690 and encodes 224 amino acids. The record is from RefSeq and is a predicted model, not a curated record. Lineage: Eukaryota; Viridiplantae; Streptophyta; Magnoliopsida; Poales; Poaceae. Gene Ontology annotation, biological process: transmembrane transport. The transcript is spliced from 6 exons. Gene Ontology annotation, cellular component: membrane.